UGCUCACAUAGCGUGUGGGACGUUUCAGUGAGUCCCUCCAUCCGCGGCAGCUGCGCUUCCCGUCGCCCAAACACUCUCUCUCUCUCUCUCUCUCUCUCUCCUUCUCUCUCACUCACACACACACUCUCUCUCUGACUGAAACACGCACACGCACUCACACUCACACACUCACUGCCUGUGAAAGCAAGGACGUCCUUUCUUUCCUUUACCCGGAAGCCGGAGAUGCUAGGGACUUGCAGUUGAGAAUCCUGCACUGCUAGUAAACCUAAACUUCACUUGGAGGAGGAUCAUCGAGUGUCGAAAAGAUCGGAAUUCACCGGACAGAGCCGGUGAAAACGAACAACAAAAGAAGCUUGAAGUAAAUGUAACAGCUGACUGUGAAGGAAGUAGGAAUCAAAAGCCAUCAAGAUGAAUUUUGUUAUGAAGCAAGCGCUGGGAGGGGCGACCAAAGACAUGGGCAAAAUGCUGGGAGAAAAGGAAGAGAAGGACCCUGAUGCCGAGAAGAAGGAAGAGGAAAGACAAGAGGCUCUCCGACAGCAAGAAGAAGAGAGGAAGGCUAAAUAUGCAAAAAUGGAAGCAGAGAGGGAAUCAAUCCGACAGGGCAUCAGGGAUAAAUAUGGCAUAAAGAAGAAGGAGGAGAAGGAGGCCGAGGCUCAGGCUGCCAUGGAGCAGGCGUCCGAAGGCAGUCUCACUCGCCCAAAGAAAGCUGUGCCCACUGGCUGCGGUGAUGACGAGGAUGAGGAAGAGAGUAUUGUGGACACAGUCAUGAAGUUCCUUCCAGGUUCUCUUGUAGACAUGUUCAAUAAGAAGUAACACAUCCAUAAAGGUGUUGUUAUUCAACCUGUCAUUAAUGUUAUAACAUUCAACCCCACACAUCCCCUUUUUCCCUACCCUUCACUCAUUAGUUCCAAACUUACUGGACUCAUUGAACAUGCCAUGAAUGUAGUCUUUAAUUUGGAGUGUUUGAUCCAGAAAUCACAUCUACAGUUGUGCACUAAAAUUGCAAAUACAUUUGUCUUUUCAAAUUAAAAACACAUUUAAUGGCAGAGUCCAGUCAAUGGAACGACAAGUUACCCAAGCGCCACAUAUUUUGUUUGUAAAUAGCUUAUAAAAAGUCUAUAUAUGAAUAUUAGAAUAUAUCAAUAUCUAUGAACACAAUUACUAAGAGCAAAAGCCAUAAUUUUAACUUGGAGUAAGUCCUCCAAACCAUAUUGUACUUUUGAUUAAUGUUUGCUGUUCUGUUAAAGAUAUUAUUGUUAAAGCCAUGUAGUAGAAGUGUAUAAUUGUAUGUAAAAUCACCAUAACACCAUUUAUCAUAGCAUUUCAUUAUUUUAAAUUGUUAUAAAUGACUGGACAUCUUGGAAAAUGGAAAUAAGCAGAGGGGGAACAAAAUCAUCUUUUUUUUAAGCAUGGCAAUCUUGUGAAUGCACUGUAUACAUUUCAUUUGACUUUUUUAGAUGAAAUACAUUGAUAUUUAAGGCAAUAAUUCUGGUUCUUUGAUUUUGUUGACUCAUACAUGCUACCUUAUAUAUGUAAAGCUUUUCCUUUAGAAAAAUGACAGUACAUCCCUUGUGUGUAAACUCAUUGUCCCAGUCUAAAAGUGUGUCAGGCAUGUUAAUGUAGUCACGAUGAGUGAAACAUAGAGCUAGGUGCUAUAUUGAAUCAAAAUAGCUAAUCUUAGCUCCUACUGACAGCGUGACAUUGAGUGCAUACUGCUACAAUUGGACCAAUAGGGCUCUACAAAUAUAUAUAUAUAUUACACACUUAUAAAUCCAUAUAUGUAAUCUUCAUUGUCAUCUCUGUACAAUAAUGAAUAUAGUUAUUCAGUGUUUACAUAUUUGUUUAUACACACAACUCAGUUGUGCGUACACUUUAAGUGAGCAGACAGUGACAACAGUGCAAUAUUUGCUUUAGAAUGAAGAUGUCCUGUGUCCGUUGGUUAAUUAUGGGAAUCUUUUCCCAGAUCAGCAAUAACAGACAAUCUUCAUCAUUAUGUAUUUCAAACUUAAUAAUUAAUUCAAGAAUGUUAGUGUUCAGAUGCUAUGUUGUCUUACUAUUGUUAGUCAAACAAAACAAUUGAGAUGUGUGUAGCUAAAGCAGGGAGCAGAGAAUUUAGUUUCAUUUGUCAGUGUGUGUUUCAGUGUAGGUUUAAAGCACGGUUUGGUUUUCUAAACCGUGCUCUGUCAAUGUUGCCUCAACCUGUGUUGAUAAAAUUAUUUGCACCUUUAUUUAAGUUUUUGUCAGUCAGUGUCGUUGUAAUAGUCAUUUGUAGCAACCGAUUAGAAGGAAAAGAGUGGGUCUGCAUUCAUCAGUGAUGCCAGAUCAGCUAUCUCGGAUGAGCCAUGUGGAAAUAUUGUAACUUUCUUUGAAUAAAAAAAAAAAAAUCAACAAAAAAACAGUGGCUUUGUAUAAUGUUCGAAAACAUGCUUACAUUUCAAAUAAUGCUGAUACUGUUUGUAUUAGAGUAAAUAACAACUAUGAACUAUUAUAUAUUCAGGUGAAAUCAUUCUCACACGGUUGAAAUUUCCAAAAUGUGGAGUUCAUGACAUUUUUUAGGCUCAGAGAAAUGUAGUUAGCUAUCAGCUGCCACUGGACUGCUUAAAACAUUCCGAAUAUUCCAAACAUUCCAUCUGGCCUCGGUUGAUUUCCCAGAUUAUUUUAUUUUUGAUUUAUAUGCAUUGAUGGAUUUAGAUUGGACUGAUUAGAUCUAAUCUAAAUGCAUCAAAUACUGUGAUGUGGCUCCAAUUCUAAAGAUUCUAAGAAAUAGUAGUGAAGCCUACAAAUAUACAUUGUACCCUAUAGCUAUCUGUCCUGCCAUGUACUGCUGAAAGCAACAAAUAUAAAGGAUCUUACUGUGCUAGUCCAAACUAGUGUGCUGUUAUGCUGCUUAAUUGUAUGAAAUGAUUGCAGUAUACAGUAGAGAAAUCCUCCCAUUAACAAAGAAUUAGUGUAACAUAAUAGACUGAAGUCUAGUGCACAACACUUACUGUGUUUUAUUUGAACGUGUAUAAACUGCCUUCAGCUUCACUCAUUGUUGUCGAUCACACAUUGUGUCCUGUGAGAUGAUUGCUAACGUACAGUGGGAACACUGCCCAGAAAACUCCAUUACCCAUUCAUUCUGCCCAUCUCCUCUACAACAAAAGUUUUCUUAAACCAAAGAGUGGGCUUAUAUGUAAUAGAAGUUUUUAAUGUGGAAUAAGUUUUUACUCUUGUUUUGACAUUAUUUAACACACCACAUCAUCAUGCAUUCUAAUUUUACUUUGAGUCUUUGUAUUAUUUCAUGUCCAAAAUGUUUUAUACUUGAGUGAGAGUAAGAUACUGUCCAAAAUGUAACCAAAUUCGCAUAUCAAAAUUCUUCUAUAUUUUGACAUUCAAAAUUAAGCAGUGUUUCUGUUUACUCAGACUGCCACCCAAUAAUCUGUGACAGUUUCCAAACCAACAUAUAUUUAUCAAAAUCAAAAUCAAACUCAAGGCACAAACACACACACACAUACACACACACACACACACACACACACACACACACACACACACACACACACACACACACAUAAACCUACGUACACAGAAUUUUAGCUCUCACCUUUGACCAUGUCCUCUUCAUUCGCAUGUUCAUAGCAUCGACAAACUGCCUGACUGAAAACUAUGAGCUGUUUCAUUCUUGUGAUUUGAAUGUAAAUGUGUGUUGUUUCUCUACAUUGUCCUUAAUCGUGUCCUUUGUGCUGAUACAAGAUAAACGAUUCUUGCUGUGGUUUUUAUGUCUGUAUCUUUUUCCUGUUGUCUUUCUGGUGUUGUAUUUUUAAGAGGAAAAAAUCUGUUGCUCUUUUUUGUGCAUUAUUUUGUUUCUCUUCUUUGGCAAAUUGUAUGCAUGCAUAUGGUGUGCGCUGUAGGCAAGGUUGUUAAAGAUACUUCUGUGUGUCUCUUGUGUCCUAAUCGCUUUACCUGUUAGCUCCCACUGCAUGCCCAUUUUAGACUGAUUUAACACUGUACCACACCCCUUAAUGGAAUCACCACACACUGAGAAUAAAGUGAUUUCAUAGAA
Molecule: messenger RNA, 4042 nt
Organism: Silurus meridionalis
Lineage: Eukaryota; Metazoa; Chordata; Actinopteri; Siluriformes; Siluridae
Product: complexin-1
Exons: 4
Coding region: 409-813 (134 amino acids)
Biological process (GO): neurotransmitter transport; regulation of neurotransmitter secretion; synaptic vesicle exocytosis
Cellular component (GO): SNARE complex; terminal bouton
Molecular function (GO): syntaxin binding
Source: RefSeq, a predicted model, not a curated record